UUUAAGCCCGACAGGGCACAUAAAUUAUCCGUACUCGUGCCAGGCUGGCCCAUAUAUUUCGUACCCGUGCUCGUCCCGUGUCGUGCUAGUUCGUGGGCGGCUCGGCCUGUCCCGAUGCUAUGUACACCUAGUACUACCACUAAAAAUCUAAAAUGACUAUUUUUUUGGUAGUAUAAAAUCAAAAUGACUAAUCUAUGGGUAAAAGGCAUGGUUGUCAACCGGCCGGGUGACCCGGACCCGAUCGAGCUAGUGGGUCAAGCCCAUUUAUUAACAUUGCUAGGCCUUGCAAGCCCGUGCACGGUUCAAAUCGUGUCGUGACUAUUCGUGUUCGUGUCGUGCCCGUAUUCAUGUUUAAUGAAAAGUAAGAUAAUAAAAGAGAAAAUGAAAAAGAAGGAGAAAAUUGGGUGGAGAAAGAUAAUAUUAACCGAGAAUGUUUGAGAAAACUGAAAAGUACAAAUAAUAUGAAAUAGAAAAUUGGAAGUAUAGCGGGUGUGAUUUGGUUUUAUUUAAUUCUUUAUCCGUUUUUACUUAAGGUAGUAAUUACGUAUAUAUCUUUAAGACACUUCUAAAAACAACAAAUAAUUAUUUUUUUACUUGUAUUUUGUAAUAUUUGAACCUAUAGUUCUUUCUAUAUUUAUUUUCUAUCAAAUAAAUAUUAUUUUCGUGGAAUGUUUGUUCUGAUACUUAAUAAAGUCUCGAAAACAUUAGGCCAGACACGACACACUUAUACACCGUGUCGUGCCUGUGCCCAUGAAAUUUAGGCCCGACAGGGCACAUAAAUUAUCCGUACUCGUGCCAGGCUGGCCCAUAUAUUUCGUACCCGUGCUCGUCCCGUGUCGUGCUAGUUCGUGGGCGGCUCGGCCUGUCCCGAUGCUAUGUACACCUAGUACUACCACUAAAAAUCUAAAAUGACUAUUUUUUUGGUAGUAUAAAAUCAAAAUGACUAAUCUAUGGGUAAAAGGCAUGGUUGUCAACCCGUCGGGUGACCCGGACCCGAUCGAGCUAGUGGGUCAAGGGUUAACGGAUCACUCAUUUUAGCCCGGAAAUAUGAAAAUAGUUAUUAUAUUGUACUUAUCCUGAUAAAUUAUAUCAAAUCUCAUCUAACAUAUGAGUAAUAACAUAUAACAUUAUACCAAAGUAACAUGUCGUACUUAGAUCCAACAUAUAAUAAAAAUUCACACACACUUAUAUAACAUCAAUAUUCAAAUGUUCAACUAAGGAAUCCAAAGAUUGAGUUAGGCGAAAGCAAAAUUGGAAAAUAGGCGCAUUUCGCAAACCAAAGAAAAAAUGACACAGUUUGACCUCCAACCCUGUACCUUAUAGUGGUCGACCCAACGGGUGCGUGCAACCUGUUUUUCUCACCGAGUCACGGUCAAAAUGGGUCGACACGGGGAUUGACAACCUUGGCAGAUAGAUUCGUCAAAUUUUAUACCGCGAACCACAACAAAUUUAUUGUCAAAAAAAAAAAAAAAAAUCCAUAACAAAUUGGAUCUACACGAGAUGGGCUUGAAUCUUGCAAGCCUUCGGCCCAGGCCUCAAUUUUGAGGGCCUAACUAUGCGAAUCUUGUCCCUUAACCCUCCAAUUGUGCCGUAUCUCACCGCUUCCCGCGGGUACCUAAAUUAGGGUUGUGGAGCCACCGCACGGAAAUCGAACUCUAACUCAAAGAGUUCCAAAGCUUUUGCCUCCUCUUCCUGUCGUCCUUUGCUCUGGUUAUUUGUCCGACCUCGAGUUCUUUCAUCGGUCUAACGCAUCCAUCGUUCGCCUCCGAUCGCACAGGAAAAUGGGCGCAAAGGCUAAGAAAGCUCUGAAAACUAAGCUGAAGAAGGUCGCUGCUGCAUCCCAAGCCGCUGAGAAGAAAGCAGCAGCAACUACUGCCGAUUUCCUGCCAUUGGAAGGUGGAAAAGAGCGAAAGAUACCGGAAGGGAAGCAGGCGGAAGGAAGUACUGCCAAGGCUACCGUAUUGUACAUUGGUCGGAUUCCUCAUGGUUUCUAUGAGAGCGAAAUGGAAGCUUACUUUUCACAAUUUGGGAAGAUUAAGAGAUUGAGAGUUGCCCGGAACAGAAAGACUGGAAAAUCCAAGCACUAUGGAUUCCUUCAAUUUGAAGAUCCUGAGGUAGCGGCAAUUGUAGCGGAUUGCAUGCAUAAUUAUCUUCUGUUUGAGCAUCUUGUGCAAGUCCACCUUAUCCCACAGGAGCAAGUUCAUCCGAAAUUGUGGAGGGGUUACUUUAAAUACCGACCAGUGGACCGGGUACUGAUUCAACGUAAGAGGCAGAACAAGGAGAGAACUCUCGAUGAGCACAAAAAAUUGGUGCAAAAGAUUACAAAGCAGAGUAAGAAGCGUCAAAGAACCAUAGAAGCCGCUGGGCUUGAUUAUGUCUGCCCUGAAAUUGUAGGUGAAGUGUUAAAGGCUCCAAAGAAGAUCAAGUUUGCUGAAGACUAGGCCCUUUCCAGAACUUCAGAAGGUGUGUUGCCGAGGUUUCCUGCCGGAGAAUGAGAGUUCAGAACAAAGUGCUGGUGUAUUUCUGAAGUAGGGUUGAGCUAAUCUUGACAGUGGCAAUUACGGAGGUUGAUACAGAAAGAAGAUAAACGGAGCUCCUCAAAAGGCUAGUUGUUUUUGUAAGAUUUGUUCGCUGCUUUUCAAGAAGACGAUUAAAAGUGCAAUAUGGUAUUUUUGACUGCUCGUAUUUCGUGCUAAUGAAAUUUGAAUGCCCUUGCCUCUUCUAGUGAGCAUAUAUCAGUAUGCUGUUGGUGUCAUUCUAUUUUGUGCACUCUGGUAGCUGAACGAAAUAGCACAACCAAAAUCGUCCUUCUAUAAUGUGUCCAUAGAUAAAUUGGUUUGGUUAGUUGUCAGUAUGCAUUCAUAUAUAUAUUCUUAUUCUUAUAUAAAAGGCUUGGUUAAGCAUCUACUAUUCAUCAAGAGGUUUUUUGGUAAUUUUAUGAAAAUUUAAGGUCAAUUCUUAAAAAAGUGACAUAUGGCAA
Messenger RNA from Linum trigynum, 2980 nucleotides. The record is from the annotation of a GenBank genome assembly. NCBI's taxonomy places the organism in Eukaryota, Viridiplantae, Streptophyta, Magnoliopsida, Malpighiales, Linaceae.